Messenger RNA from Saccharomyces mikatae IFO 1815, 3042 nucleotides. It is a transcript of the gene RTT10, whose product is annotated as tRNA (34-2'-O)-methyltransferase regulator RTT10. Gene Ontology annotation, molecular function: protein binding. NCBI's taxonomy places the organism in Eukaryota, Fungi, Ascomycota, Saccharomycetes, Saccharomycetales, Saccharomycetaceae. The coding region runs from base 1 to 3042 and encodes 1013 amino acids. Gene Ontology annotation, cellular component: cytoplasm. Gene Ontology annotation, biological process: tRNA methylation. The record is from RefSeq and is a predicted model, not a curated record. The transcript has a single exon.
AUGAGGAACUUAUCUCAUUACGGUCCUGCACUAUGUGUUAAAUUUUACAAUGAUUAUGUUCUUGCUGGUUAUGGACCCUUCAUCCAUGUUUAUGACUAUCGUUCAAAUACGUUGAUCAAUAAAUGUAGAUUAUUUCACUACAAUAAGGUUCAUGGAAUAAACAUUUCGACUUAUGGUAAAAUUCUGGCCUAUGGUGCGAGAUCUGUGACAAUAUUGAAACUCGAAGAUGUUCUAAAGAAAGCUUCAUUAGAGGAUUCCGAAAGAAUUAAUUCAGAUUGGGUUACCGGCGCUACGUUUAGUUUUGACGAGUCACAAAUAUAUUUGUUGACUUGUUAUAAUAAAGUACUUGUUUGUGAUUUGAAUUGUGAAGUGAUUUCGAGGAAAUCUCUAAGUGGAGAAAGGUCUAUUCUAUAUUCCGGUAUAAUUAAGGUUUUCGGUCCAGACAAGGUAUAUGUCAAUGCAGGUACCGUUAUGGGCGGUGUUAUCAUUUGGGAUUUAUUUUCAGAAACGAAAAUUCACAAUUUACUGGGUCAUGAAGGUUCUAUAUUUUAUGUUAAUCUGAGUAAUAAUGGGAAAUAUGUGGCCAGUUGUUCUGAUGAUAGAUCAAUUAGACUAUGGGAUCUACAAACCGGUGAGCAAUUGUCGAUCGGGUGGAGCCAUACCGCAAGAAUUUGGAAUUUAAUGUUUUUUGAUAAUGAUACGAAAUUAAUAAGUGUUUCUGAAGACUGCACAUGUCGUAUAUGGAAUAUUGUCGAAUCACAAAAAAAGGAUGCCGAAUUAUCCAUAUCCAACGUUUAUGAAGUACAUUUAAUCAAGAGUAUAUGGGGAGUUGAUGUGAAAGAGGAUGAGAUGAUAGCUGUGACCUCUGGGAAUGAUGGUAGAUUGAAACUGAUUGAUCUUCACCAGUUGAAAAGACAUGGCGACGAAGAAUUAUCAUUCAGUCUAGAUGAUAUCACCGAACAAUGUGGCAUCAUUUUUGAUAGAAAUGAGAGCAUCAAGGGGUUCCAAGGAUUCCCUUUUGGUGUAGUUGCUAUCACUUCGUCAGGUAAAAUUCUGAAAUUUAGUGACGUUACGAAACAAUGGAAAUUAUUGCUAACUAAUGAAAAUUUUAUUUCUUAUCCGAUUACGAAUGGAAUUCAAACAGAUAAUAUCGCUGUUUUUUCUAAUAAUAAGAGUGAUGUUCUCCUGAUGAAAUUCAGCGAAAAUGGGGCUGACAUAAUUCAAUCUGAAGAAUUCCAUUUGGAUGAACUUUCCAAGACAAAUAAUUGUCUCGUAGCUGAAUUCAAUGAUCAAUCAUUCUUACUUACAUUGCAGUCUCCAAACCCUCGUGAUAAGUUUUUAUGUUUAGAAAUAAGUCGUCAAGACUUGAAAAUCAAAAGUAAGCACUGCUUUAACAAACCUGAAAAUUUUUCGCCUUCGUGCUUAACGUCCUUCAAGAAUCAUAUUUUAGUCGGCUCACGUUUUAGCACAGUAGUGAUUUACAACUUACUUGAUGACAAUGAAGAGCCCUUCAUAAUUAGAAGAUUAAGCCCUGGCGAUACAACCACCUCAAUAGAAUUUGUGGAAAGUAAGGAUCAUUCUGCCGUCUUUUCUGUAACAAAUAGAGAUGGCUAUUACGUUUUUAUUGAGUUAACUAAAACCUAUGUGGAAGGGCUUCCUCAACACAUUAGUUGCAAGGUUUUGCAUUCUAAUAAGAUGAUGAAGGGUUUUCUGGAGGGCGCUUUCUUUAACUCAAACGGUGAGUACAUUACUUAUGGGUUCAAGUCUAGCUUAUUUUACCUCUACAACGAGACCAACUGCUAUGAAUUAGCUAGUGAAGUAUGUGGUGGUUCCCAUCGUCUGUGGAAUCUCAGUAAAAUCGCCAACGGUCACAUACUAAUGUAUAUCAAGGCAUCCCGCUUUCAUCUAAGAAAAAUUUACAAUUCAGUUGUCCCUGAAACUUUAGAAAACGGUAUUCACGGAAGAGAAAUUAGAGAUAUUUCAAUCUGUCCGAACACGAAUGCCAACACGAAUGGCAAUUUUAAUAAUGGUCAUAUAUUCUGCACCGCGUCUGAAGAUACUACCAUCAAGUUAGGAUAUUUCGACAAAAAAACAGGUAAGGUAAAUAAUUUUUGGACUCAAAGAAAGCAUGUUUCUGGGCUACAACGUUGCCAGUUCAUCAAUGAAAGAUUAAUGAUAUCAUCCUCGGCUAGAGAGGAACUGUUUUUAUGGGAAUUGAAUGAUAAGUAUGACAAACGGCCAUAUAUGACAAUACGACAAACAUUACCCACAUCUACAAAUAACCCCGAUUUAAGAAUUAUGGAUUUUGAUGUAAAAUUUGUAUCUCAAUCAGGUAACUUUAUAUUGGCUACUGUUUAUUCGGAUUCCACGAUAAAAAUUUGGUAUUAUGAAGAUGAUCAAAAUAAGUUUGACCUAAUCAUGCAAGGCCGCCAUAAGACGUGCUGCUUAUUUAAUGUUGUUAUUAUUACACUGAAAGAUCAAAUCCUUGUUGUCGUUUCACCAACGAAUGGAUAUCUAGUUGUUUAUGAUAUAACAGAAUUCGUUCCAUUUACCGUUGAUCUAACUUCUGGUGAUUUAGUCGAAACCAAAUUGAAUACUACUAUUUCAGAUCUUCCCGCUCCUGUAUCACAAUUACAAGUACAUCAGUCCGGUAUUAAAUCUUUAGAUUAUGUUGUCGAUACGACAAGAUCUUUAGCAACAAUUUUAACAGGUGGUGAUGACAACGGCUUGGGGUUGACCAACUUGAAAUUAGAUGAUGCGAAUACAGCAGUGUUAAAGCUAAGUGAUUUUAUUGCUUCUGCUGCUUCUUCUACAAUAACAUCAGGUAUGUUGAUUAAUAGUGGUAAAGAAGCUAUUACCACAUCGGUUGAUCAAGUAAUACGCGCUUGGAAAAUUACCGCAGGCAAACUUUCGUUGGCAGAUAAGAAGCGUACCACUGUAGCGGACACAGGAUCACUAGAUAUCAUCUCCAAUGAUGAACACCCUGAUUCCAAUAAAACGUUACUGAUUGGAGGAGUGGGUUUAUCUAUUUGGAGUAAAUAA